Molecule: messenger RNA, 888 nt
Organism: Chlorella variabilis
Lineage: Eukaryota; Viridiplantae; Chlorophyta; Trebouxiophyceae; Chlorellales; Chlorellaceae
Exons: 8
Coding region: 1-888 (295 amino acids)
Biological process (GO): proteolysis
Molecular function (GO): cysteine-type peptidase activity
Source: RefSeq, a predicted model, not a curated record
AUGCGGCCGGCCCUCCUCACCCUGCUUGCGCUGGCCUGUGCUUGGCAUUCAGCGCAGUCGGUCGAUGACAUCGAGCCCAAGAGGCCCGUGUGGCCCUCCGAGUACCAGAUUUCCUGGGACUUCACAGUUCCUUACAUCGACGAGUACCAGAAGAGCAAGGACGGGUUCAAGUACCAGUACCAGGCGUGGCAGGACACGCGGCUGGGGCGCCAGAAGGUGGUGCGCAAUGGCAAGGAGACGGUGAUCCUGCUGGUGCCGGUGAACAAGAUGUACGAAGUAUUCCCCGCCUACGACCACCUGACCUGCUGGGAGGACGAGAUCCACGGCGGCACGGGGCCCACGCUGGCCGGAGCUCAGCAGGGUGGGCAGGCCGUGGAGGAGGGGCAGGAGGAGGGGCAGGCGGCGGCCGGAGAGGCGCCGCGGUCGCAGCAGCGGCGCCGGCUGCGGGGCGAGGCGGAGGCGGCGGCAGAAGAGGAGGGCGAGGGGAGGCAGGCUGGCGGGCCCUACCUGUUUGACUGGGAGAAGAAGCCCGCCAAGCUGCUGCACUUUCUGCUCCCCGACCUCAGCGAGGAGCGGUGGCAGUAUGUGGGCACAGAGGUGUUCAAAGACACAGGGGACAGCGCCCGCGUGUACGAGUGGGACCUCACAGCGGGCGGCGUGAGCGACAUGAGGUACCGCUUCUAUGUGACGCGGGACGGCGUGCCGCUGAGGCUGUGGAUGAUGGGCACCAACCUCGGCUACGGCACCAGCGAGGCCGGCGAGCUGUACUGGCUGGUCAAGAACAUCUGGAGCCCCUACUGGGGCGAGAAAGGAUACAUGCGUGUGGCGCGCAGCCCCAACGACUGCGGCGUGGCCUCAGAGCCCCUCUACCUGGACCUCACGGUGUAG